AACAAUAGUAGUGGCAAUAUUGUAAAUAGUCAAGUCAGCAACAGUCAACCGCAGCCGCCGACGCAGUCUCUGCAACAGCAGCAUCAACAGCAGCGUAGUCAUGAUUCGUCCGUCGUCAUUGUUGGGGGCUCUGGUUCGGCAUCAUCAAAGCCCGUUGCCGCCGCUGUCAAAGAGUUUAUAUUGGGAAGUCCUUCGAAGGACCCAACAACGAAAUCAAAGCCUUUGUCGCAAUUCACAAAAACAACCACAACAACAAGUCAAGUGCAAUCGGUGACAGCAACAACACCAACUUCUAAUUCACAAUACAACAGCUGCAAUAGUAGUCCAGUAUCGACACCAACUUCUGCAGCAGAAGCAGCAAAUACUCAAACGUCAUCAGGAACAACGACCUCGUCGACGACACAAAAUCCACCUCGUAGGGCAUCAUAUACGAAUGUGGCAUCCACACCAGCAACACAAACACAAACAACAACAACAAAAUCAACUGCGGUCGGUAGCAGUGGCAGAUACGAUGAGUUACUCGAAUGGAAGGACAUGCCCAAAUAUCUACAAUUCAAUCCGUACGUCAUAAAUGGAUACCGUCCAUUGACAACGUUCAAAGGAUGUUUGUUGAGCUUGUUUUAUUGGCACAACGAAACUAUCAACAUUCUGACGCACGCAAUACCUAUUUUCUACAUCCUAGCAGUGGUUCCGGGCCUAAUGCCUUGGGAGAAUGGAUAUCGGUUUUUAUCAUUCUGCCAUGUUUUCGGCUCGCUUGCUCCUUGGUGCGGAAGUUUUGUCUACCACCUGUUUAUGAACAUCGAGAAGGGUGAGGAUGUCUAUUAUCGUUUGCUGAAAUUGGAUAUGGUCGGGAUUUGGGUCAGCCAAAGUUUUGGUGCUCUACCACUGGUGACAGCAACUACUCUUUGCUUUACAUUUAAGUGGAAAUGGUGUAUUAUCAUUUCAUACUGUUUACUCUCCUUAUGGGGUCUUUAUAAAGCACUAACAGCAAGUUCACCAUGGCAGAGACGUCUUUGUUUUGCUUUGCCAUUUACAAUGAGAUCAAUUCUAACAUUUUUACGAACAAUCGGAAUAGUGGGCAGCAAUCGAAUCGCAAUGUCUCACGUAUAUCUACAGGAUGGAGUAUCCAUAUUAGGUGGUGCAAUUGGUGCUAUGAGAAUUCCUGAAAAAUGGUUCCCUGGUCUGGUUGACUAUUAUUUAAACUCACACAAUAUAAUGCAUGUCCUAGUUGUUGUUGCUGUCUAUUCUAUGCAUCAGGCCACGGUAAGAGAACUUGCAUGGAUGUCAACAGCACAAUGUGGUGGUUCAAUAAAUGCAACAAACGAAAUAAUAGAUUCAACAUCUUCACUAGAUGCAAAUGCAGAACUUUGACCUUUUAAAUUAAUAACUCACUCGAAUUAUUAUCAAAAACUUUUGUAUUUUAUUAGUUUUUAAAAUAAACACAAAUAAAAAUAAAACUUAAAAGAAAUUAUAAAGCUAAAAAAUUAAAAAAAUAUAAAACACAACUUCCAAUUCUAACUUGAAUCUUUAAUGAAUUAUUUUAAUUUAGGCCAAUACACACUGCAUACUAAAAAAAUCAAGUAUUAAAUUUAUAUGAAAAUUAAAACAAUAGCUAAAUUCACCAAAAUAAAUAUUAUUUUCUUGAAUUAUUGCAAGAAUCAAUUAUUUUAACAUAAAUACAAAAAAAAAUAUGUCUACUAUUUUAUGCUAUUCAAAAGAAAAAUACAGCAUUAUUAAGAAAAAUAAAACAAUUCUCUUCGACUGUGGUAUUAUAUAUUAAGAAAUAAUAAUUAAAAAAAAAACGUAUAAUUUACAAAAAUAAAUAAAUUAUUGAGAAAAAUAUGCGUUCAAAAAUAUAUCGGACAAACCAAAAACAAAAAAAUGAAGUAACACUCGUUAACCACAUAAAACAAUAAACAAUAUUACUUUUCGAAAAUAGACGUUUUAAGAUUUAAACAAAAAAUAGCAAACAUAAAAGUUGAAAAGAAAAUUUACAGUUCUGCGCAAUGAAUAAUGUAAAUAAAAUAAAAAUUCUGAAAAUUUAAAGAAAUAAAAUAAAUAUAACAAUUCUUUAGACUCUAAGCUUUUGAAAUCUUUUUCUCAAAAAGGGGGAACGAACCCAAGAUUGAUUGUUAUUAUUUUUUGGUUUAGCUUAAGUUUUAAAAUUUGUGCAAUAUUUAAUGAAAUUUGUUUUUUUUAAUUUAUUUCAAUUCAAUAGAAAACCUUUAGGUUUGAAAAUUAAAGUCAAUUAAAAUGAAUACAUGAUUGAUUUGUCUUUAGAAAAGUUACUUACUUUCAUACUUAACAUUAAUAAUUAAUUUCUGUUUGUAUGUUUUUGUUCUCAAUUAUUGGCGAACUGACUUAAACUCUAUUUAUGUUUAAUUUAAAUCUUAUUUUCUAUAAUACCUAAUCCAUUUUGAAACUUUAAAUAUACUAAAGCACAUUACUUUUAUCAAUUAAUCAUUAUAAAUAAAAUAUAGAUCGCAAUAAUUUCAAUAAACAUUUUGCGUACGCAAAACUAUACUUAGCAUCUCUCUUUGCUAUAAGAAUGACCACUUCAGUGAUAUUGUUAAAUAAAUAUUAAAACAUAAAUAAAAGAAUAAGCAUUCUAGCUUACUACUUUAAUAAACCUAUAAUUGUAAUAAUUAUUAUCUUAGUCUAAGAAUAUUGUUAAAGGAAACAAAAUUCAUUUUGAAUUUUCAUGGUUGGAAGUUUAGUCAAUUUUAAAAGUAAUGUACAAACAAAAUGCUUAUCGUUCGUUCUUCCUUAUUCUUAAAAUAAAACAAAAACAUUUACUGAAAAUAGUAAGAUAAAUGCUAAAUUAAUAAACUUCAACUUAAAUAAAUAAAUACAAAAUCUCUAAGCUCUAUUACUUACUCUAGGCAAAUUUAUUUAAAAUUAUAAAUUUAUUUCACUAUCGAAAUUUCUUGUACCUUUUAAUGAAUAAAAACCAAAAAAAAACAUCUCUGUACCUUUUGUGAAUUUUUUUAAAUUCAAAUUUAUCACAUAAUAUUUUAACUUAGUAAAUCUAUUUUUCUUUUUUAAUUUAAAAUAUUAUUUAUGUUUAGAAAAAAAGAAACAAAUACCUAUCUGUAUUAAUUUUUAUGAUUAAAAAAGCAAAUAGAAAAUUUUCACUCAGGUAAUGAUUGCUUUUUAUAAUAUUGUAUAACAACAAAAAGAAAAUAUUGUUUGUAAAAUUAUAAGUAAACCCUACUUACUUAUAAUAUAAAAAUAAUAAAUAAAGAAUAUCGCUUUGGAUUGUUAUAUAAUUCACAUUACCGAUAGAAAUACAUAAAAUAUAGGUACAUAAUGUUUACCUUAUGUAGAGAGGAAAACCAAAAAAAAAUGAAUUAUUUAAAAAUUAUAACAAUUAUUAGAUUUAAAAGAAGAAAACAAAAAUACAAUUAAAAUAUGUGGCAAUUUGGCUGUUUUAAAGAAAAUUAUGUAGAUAUUAGCGUUCUUAAGAAAUCGUAUUAAAAAUAAAAUUCGAGCGAAAAAAUCUAAAAAAAAAUCUGUAUUUAAUUUUUGAUUUAGUUUUAAAAUUUUAUUUUCUGUUUAUUUUUUUUUAAGUUUUUGUAACUGCUAAAAUUUUAAGUUUCUUUAAAUAAUAUAAAACAGAAAAUAAAAGCCUAAAUAAAGAUGAGAUGAUUAGUUUGCUUAACUACUACUAAUUUUAUUUGAAAUAUUUAAAUAAAUGAAAUAAAUAAAUCGAUAAUAAAAUAAAUAAUA
Molecule: messenger RNA, 3729 nt
Organism: Eupeodes corollae
Lineage: Eukaryota; Metazoa; Arthropoda; Insecta; Diptera; Syrphidae
Product: progestin and adipoQ receptor family member 4
Exons: 6
Cellular component (GO): membrane
Molecular function (GO): signaling receptor activity
Source: RefSeq, a predicted model, not a curated record